Linum tenue is the source of this 5453-nucleotide messenger RNA. NCBI's taxonomy places the organism in Eukaryota, Viridiplantae, Streptophyta, Magnoliopsida, Malpighiales, Linaceae. The record is from the annotation of a GenBank genome assembly.
GCUUUUAGUCCCCGGUGUAUCAGAUUGGCUUGGAGAGAGAGAGAGAGAGAGAGAGAGAGAGAGAGAGAGGCGACGGAGGUGGUGGUGGGGGGACAAUAAAGGAAGACCGGCGAUUAUCAGCUCGGAGCGACGAGCCUUCCACUGACCGGCGACGAAUCCGACGGCCGACACAUCUGUGACUUUGAGGUCCCGUUUUGAUCGUCGUUAACCGGAGCUUGUGGUAGUCUUAGGUGGGAAAAAAAGGGCGACGACGAGAAGAGAAGGAAGGCGGAAAGAGGAAGGAAAGAAUCUUCGCCGCGCGCGGUUCUGUUAUAUCGAGGAUUUGAUUCGAAGUGGGCGUUUUAUUGGCGGGGGAGGCGUAGUCCCUUGAAGAGUAAUUGAUUCGGCGAACAAUCUAGAGCGGAGGACCGGGGCGGCGAUUUUGGUGGAUUUUGUGAAAGGGGGAAAAAAAAAACGGAGACGAUUACAGGUAUAGAAAACCCUAGUUUUUGAUUUUCUCUGCGCUUUGUUUCUGGUCUUGUUUUGAAGAUUUGCCUGCAUCCAUCUCUCCUCCGAUUUUGUCUACCGUUUUGGAAGCUGGAGACGGUGAAUCGUCUUCGAGGGUUGGUGAAAUCGGAUGUCGACGCGCCUAAGAUCCUUCGUGUGAACUGCCCAGAUGGCCAGAUCUACUGUCGGUGACAUGUCUGCGCUAUUUCAAACGAGAUUUGUGGAUUUUUGACGGAUGGGCGCAAAGCCGUUUCUCGUCGGAGCGGUCGAUCUAUUGUUUGGAAAAAUCUUCUCCUAGUGAUUAUUUGGGUUUACCCGUGUGAUGCUAUCCGAGCCUUGAUCGCUUGUUCUUCAUGAUCCUCUGAAUCCUUGGAAGCUUUGGUUGGUUUCUUUGGAUCUUUGUUCCGUCGGAGACUUUUUACUGUUUGGAAUCGGAGACUUCUAGGGUUGGUUCACGCCAGGCUCGUAUUUGAAACCCGCCGCCUAGCCUUGGUGGUCGUGUUGUUGCGACUUAUUUUCCCAGGCGGCUUGAUUCCACAUCGCUACAGGAAUACACGAGUUUUGGAACUUCUGAUUUCGUUUCCUGGCUUUCAUCUCUGAAGAGCUCCUGGGGAUUUUUCUUCUUCUUCUUCUUCUUCUUCUGAAUAGUAUUUAGAUGCACCCGAUUUGUGACCCUUCUCUUCAAAGAAUCCUGUUAGGACAAACAUAGCUGGGCCUUAAUUGCUGGUGUGUGGUACGGUAGCUUGCAUGGAAGAUUGUUGAUUGAUGGCUCCACCGGUGGCUGGGGAUUCCAGUUGGAAAGUGUGGACGGAUGGUGCAGGCAAAUUGCUUCCUGUGGAGCAUCUCUAAGGCCUUUUCUUGCAAUGUCUGGUCACGCUUCUUACAUUCAGAUCUAAGAUCUAUGUUUGUUGAAGCUGUUUGGUAUUGGAUCUUCUUGGUAUUGACCCUCGUUGUUUUUUCACUGAAAUAAGUUUUGUUGCGGAAGGAUCAGCCAAGGCAGCUUGGUUUUGGGUUUUAACUACGUUGGUUUUUUUGUUUAUGUGAUUCAAAUGGAGCUUUGCUUUCUUGUAUUGCUUCUAUCCCCACGUCUGUUUGUGCCAUCUGUAUCUCUGCAUCUUUUACCCCAUGUUUGUUCUGUAACUGAGGUGUUCGUUUCCUUUGCAGAGAGCAGGGUGGUGGCUGUACCAGUUGAUCUGCUUGAUCUCCCUAGCAAUUCAUCCCCUCUGAAGAGUCCAAACUUUGACAAGAUAGGGGGAAUUAAAUUGAAGACUCGGUUCUCCACUUGCACCGGGGCUAAGCCGUCUCCUCUGGUGUCAAGUUCUAAGCAAGGAGCACCUGCAUCUUGCAAGGAUUCCACCGGGAUAGCAUCUGUUGAUGGAACAGGGAUUAUAAGAUCUCCAAGCGCGAUGAGUACAAUUGGCCUGGAACUCAUGAACUAUAUAAACCCUGAUUUAACUUGGAAGACAGUAGCUAAAGGAUAUAGGAGCUCCUCAAGACGGACUAGGAAAAAUGUUCUCAGAAACUUUGCUGUUGGGGAGGAACUAGUACAUCAGGGAUUAAGAAAAGUUGAUGAAGGAACAGCUUCAGAUACUGAGAAGCACGGAGUGGCUAUUCUUGGGCGACGCUUUAGUGACAAAAUAGAGGAUAUUCCAUUGAAGAAGAGGAGGUUUAUGCAUCGAUCUAGCACACCGCCUCCUCGAUCUCCUUUUGAAUUACCUGCUAAUGGAAAGAGGCGAGUCAGAGCAACUGCUGAUGGUAACAGGGGUGGUCCUGAAAGGAAGAGUACUAAAGUGAAGGAGACUGCCUUUGAUUUGGGUGAGGACUUCUCAGGCAUGGAGAUACUUGCAGCUGUGGCUUGUAGUAACAGCAUGAUUGGAGAUGUUGAUCUUGAUACAGAUAGAUCACUCUUGGAAAGAUCAACACAAGAUGGAACUGCCUUGUGCGCUUCGGAAGCACCAGCUGUUAAAAAUGUUUCAUCUUCUACAGAUACAGCAUGUGAUGAAACAGAGAUGGAAUCAUCUCUUUUGGGUAAUUCAGAAGGUGUUUUGCAGAGACCUCACAUCACCAAAGAAAUUGAAGUUGUGGAGGGAUCUGGAUCAGCACGUGAUGAUAGACUGCAUUGGGACUUGAACGUUCCUGAAGAUGCCUGGGAAAAACCUUGUGAUGCCUCUACUAUCGAGAGUCUUGCGAAAAAUUCGGAGUUCACGGUUGAAUCCAAGGAUAAUAUACACUCUAUAGCGAAACAUGUUACAGAAGAUGCCAAGGAAGAGCUGCCUCUUCGCCAUCUUGAAGCUAGUAGUGGACAGAAUGGUUUCAAAAGCUGUGUUGAGCUUGAUGAAAAUAGCAAAGGGCAGAUUUCCAUUUCAGCUGUUAAUGAGCACUUAGUUUAUGAAGUUGCAGAUGUGAAAGGGUCCUCUAAGAUCUCUGAGGUGAUCAGUUCUCUUGGGUAUUUGGAUACUGUUAAGGGUUCUGGGAAGGAUGGCGAUGCUUCCACCUCUCCAGGUUCUCUUGAUCUAGAGAAGCCUGCUCAUGAAAGUGAUGCAGGUUUCAUUGAAGAUGGGCAAGAUACUGGGGCUGGGAUUUCCGCUAGCAAUGAGGCGGCUGGUUAUGAUGACAGUUAUGGCUCUGAUGUCUAUCAAACAGAAAAGGUUGAGAUGGGUGGUACUGGAAGCAACAAUGAGCUUCAGGCUGGUUAUGAUUCUCAGUUUGAGGAUGGGGAAUUGAGAGAAUCUGACGCCCGUUACUACUGGGAUGAGAACAAUGAAGGUGAGGAUGGAGAGGUUGAGCAUGUGGACUAUGGUUCUGAAUGUGGCGACGAGGAGAUGCUUGGAUCGAUGCAUGAGAAAGAGGUGGAAUUCGUGAGAGGAGGAUCCACCCCAGGUUCUUAUGAUAGAAAAGUCGAUUGUAGUAGGAAAGCAGAUAUUACUCAUGAUGAUUCUGUGAGCCCGAAAAGCAGAGUCUUGGAUGUGCCUCUUGAGAAAAGUUUAGCCACUGGACUUGCUGCAACAAGAACACUCCAGGGUCAUUUUGCAUCAUGUGCUGAGGGGCCAGAUGCUAGGAAAAAUCCUUACUCCAGGAGCAGGUCGGAGAACUGUCGCAACGUAUUCCCAAGAGACGAGAGGGAUAAUAUGGGUGGACCAAGAAGAUACAUGGGGAGGGAAAGAGUUGGCAUGCACAUGCGUGGCAGAAGUCCUGGCCGUUGUGCUGGAAAUCCGUCAACCAGUUCCUGGAAUUUCGAACGGCGCUACUCACCAACUCGUCCUUCGUAUUUGCCUGGUCGUCCUAGAAACAACAUGGAAGGCCGCAGAUAUAUGAUGUCAUCGGACAGGAACAUGGAUUCCGACGGAGGGGGUUACUUUGACAAUCGUCUCAACAGGCAGUUCGUGAACUCUCCCCCAAAUGGUGUCUAUGAACAACGCAUCAUGAGAAGGAGAUCACCGAGCAACAGACAUGACUCUUCUUAUAUGAACACGAGGAUGCUGCCUAUGAGAGAUAUGAGUCCUGCAAGGGACAGGUUUCGGAGGUUCACUCCAGGUGGAGGUAGGGGAGGAGGCAUCAGGGAUGAGUUCAGGAGGCCCUUGCCCGAGGAUUCUGCAGAGUAUCCUAACCGCGUCGGACAACAUCGUCCGAUGAAGAGGGAUAGAGGCAUUUCUCCACUCCCCCGACAGCUCUCUCGACGGCCACACAUGGCAAUGCCGUACAGGAGACCUUCGCGGUCGAGAUCCAGGUCACGAUCCCCUCCAAUCUACAUGCAGCGAAGGGAGCAACAACGCAACGAUGGUGGUGGUUCAGUGCUGCGCAGUAGGUCCCCCGAUGGAAUGAGAGCGAGGCUGCCGUUCCAGAAGCGUUUUCCGGCCAAGUACGAAGACCGGUUCACCUCCCCGACGCGACACCACUUCUCUAACCGCUGCGACGUGAGGUCGUUCGAUGACCGGGGCGUGGACGGGUUCAGGGGAGGUGGAAGGAAAUUGCCACCGGCGAGGAUGUACAGGCCGCAGCAGCAGCAAGGGAACAACCGGUUCGAUCCCCAGCGCUCCUUCGAUUUCAGACCUGCUAGGAAGUUCCGUGACGGGGUAGAUUCGAACAGGGUGAACGGCGGCGGUGCUGCCGAGUACGAGGGGAGUGACGACGAAAGGAGCAAGAGGAAUCACAGAUUCGAGAUGUCUCGGCCAAGGCGGUAUGAUGCAGAGGAAGGCGCUCGCCCAAUGAGGCCGUUCAGAUGGAAUGCCACCGGUGACGAUUCGCUCGAGGCUGCCAACGGUUCUUCUUCCAACUUCGACAAUGGAGGCGGCAACAACGUCGACAGCCGGGGGAAUGAUGAUAAUAAUGAUGUAAUUAGGAGAGCGGCGGCGGCAGCGGUGGAAGAGUAGUAGCGGUGUCAGAGCAUAAAACUUAAGGAAUCUGCAACUUUUUUAUAAAAUGGAGGAAUGGCGGGAGGAGAGGGAGCUGGUGGAGUUUGGCUGAAAGUGGCGGGAGCAACUUGUUUCUGCUUUAUCAUCGUCCCAUUGGGUUCGGUAACAUUCCUUUUUAGUUUAGAUCAUAGGAGUUUUUCCCCCUUUUUAUUUUCCUUGAAAAUGUCGUUUUUUUUCUUUCUAUUUCUAUUUUCUUUUUUGUUAGUCUUAUUUUCAAAGGGGCCAGUUUUGGGCAGGAAGCAUCUCAAUUCCUUUGUUUUUUUUUUCUCUCCAGGAUGGUGGGUGCUUCUAGAUUGGCAGUCCACCAUUUUCUUUAUUUCUUCCCUUUUCGUUAAUUAUUAAUUUCCCCCCUCUCUCCUCUCGUUAAUUUUAUCCCUAUCGUCUCAAUCUUCUUCUUGUCGGCCGCUUCAAUUCCUUUUUCUCUAUCGUUGAAUUCAUCUGCGUGUCUGUGGUAUCGUAUUGGUGGUCCGAUCGGAGAACUUAAUACCGGAGUUGAAUCUUAGGUGAUUUGUAGAGUGUGAAAUAGAUGGAUCAUAGAUAAAUCGCGAUUUCGGC